Ictalurus furcatus (blue catfish) is the source of this 4655-nucleotide messenger RNA. RefSeq names its product actin maturation protease (gene actmap). NCBI's taxonomy places the organism in Eukaryota, Metazoa, Chordata, Actinopteri, Siluriformes, Ictaluridae. The record is from RefSeq and is a predicted model, not a curated record. The coding region runs from base 384 to 1304 and encodes 306 amino acids. The transcript is spliced from 7 exons.
AAUAUUCGGGUAGUACAUUGUUUAUUUAUUUACUUUUCAGCGUUAUUGUAAAGAGAAAUAUUCGAAUGUUCCAUAACUUUAUCGUGUUUAUUUUUUUAAAUCAAAUGUGUUCAUACAGAGGAAAAAUACGAUUUUUUUGGCAGUUAUGUGAACGCGUGUGGUGAACUAACACUUUAUUUCCUUAUUAGGAAUCCGUGUCUAUAUUUUGCACGGUUAGUGCUCGCGCUCGGGCGGAAUCCUAAAUAGGUGUAUUUCUGGCUGUUUAGUGCACUAUGUACAGUGUCGACUUCAUUCUUUUAUAGUCUGUGUAGUGCGUUUAUGUAGGAUGUAGGGAUUGAAUUAAGAUUCAGCCUCAUCCUUAGUCAUUGAAUUGAACCCUACUAAUGGAGUGUGACAAGCAGAAGGUCAUGUCUGUAGUACCCUCUCCCGUCCCACCUCCACUACCUCCACCUCCUCCUGCCCCGGGUUUGGCUCCGUCGCUGCCCAGCAAGAAGAAGCUGUAUCAGGCCAUAGCAGAGGGAAGGACUGCUGUCCAAGGAGACUUUGAGGAAGCGUGUUUGCUCAUCACACAAAGAGAUAGCAGUUUCAGGAAGGAUCUGCAGUGGGUGCUAUUUAACAAGUACGUGCCUUCAUUGAUCCAAGAUGGCCCCAAAUGUGGAUUAGUAGCCUUAUGGAUGGCAGCCCAUCUGGUGAAGCCUGCCAUGACCAUAUCCUUGGAAAACAUCAUGCAAAUGGCAGUGAACAAAGGCUACACUGCUCAGGGAGAGAUGUUUUCAGCUUGUGAUAUGGCCCUGCUUGCAGAGGAGGUGUGUGGCUUCAGAGUUCAGAGGCUAUCUGGAGGCAUGAUUGGAGACAAUGCUGCACUAAUCCUGAAACAUCUCACUGAUGGACAGCCGAUCUUAAUACCAUAUGACGAGGACUUUAACCAUGAGCCGUGUCAACGCAGUGGCCACAAAGCUCACUGGGCAGUGGCUUCAGGUGUGUUGCUUGGCCUGGAACAGGGGAGUGUAAUAAGCGAACAGCUCCCCACUAACACCACUCUGCCAUGGCUGCAUCUUUCCCGAGUUAGUGCACCACCUAACUGGCUCACGAAUCCAGUCGAGGUCUACGUUUUAGCCAAACAGGGGAAGAGUCUGCGCUACCAGCUAUGGAAGUUGGAAACGGUGGCACAGAGUAACGCCCAGCUUAGAGAAAUGGAUCCGAAGAGGGCCGGUGAUGGAUCUUACUACGUGCUUCCCCCUGGUGGGGUGGAGGAGGGACUUGCAGGUCAGGUGGUGUUACUAUACACCUCACAGACGAACUGAUCUAAAGAACACAUGCGACACGAACGCCGCAUGUGUGUGUUUAGUGUGCAGGAUGUAUACCUCGAUUGGGUGAUUUUUAAACAUUUUUUUAAAAACCAGCCUGUAUUUGGCCUUUCAUCCACUAGGUGGCCUUAUUUCUUUGACAUUUCUCAUGAUGCUGCUGGUUUCAUCACCCUCAGCAGUCUUCUGGGAAAUUCAUGAGGAAAUUCCUUUCUUUGUAACUAUGGAUUCCUGUUACAAAAAUGUUAAUGGUGCUAAAUGAAUCAGGGUUGUGCUAUUUUGCUGCUCUGACUAAAAAAGGAUGUGUCUGGCUAAUUUUAACAUUUUGAAAAUGAGUUCAACGGACAAGGAAAGAUGAAAGUGUCUUUAAUGCGUCAUACCGAGUAUCAUUUUCCCAUAGAGAAAUAAGGAAGAGAAAUAUUAAGUGCACAGCCAAAGCAUUACUGAAUGUUUAGCCUGUAAAACAAAACAAAAAAAAAAUCGAAUUUUGUGAAAACUCUAACCGUCACUAAGUUCAGGAGUGAAAAUCGAAUCGGAUAUGUGUUCACAGUGGUAGUGCAAGCUUAGAUUCAUCUUUCAGUGCACAUAUUUGCAUGGUGUACAGUGGCUUGCAUAAGUAUUUAACCCUUUCAAUCUUUUCCUCAUUUUGUAGUGUUAAAAGCUAGAAGUGAAAUGGACUCCAUUAGGAUUAUAUGUCAUGAGUUGAGACAAAAUAGCCUAUAAUAUUGAAGUGGGUGGAAAAAUGAAUACAGUUUGCAUAUGUUAAAAAAAAAAGAAAGAAAGAAAAAAGGUGUUUGGAUAAGUAUUCACCCCCAUUGGUGUUAAACUACUAAAUGAGGUCUCGUUUCCAUCAUAAGCCUCAUCAUUAGUUGAAUGGAAAGUGUUACAUUAUCUCAAUAUAAAUACACCUGUUCCUGGAAGGCACGGCGGUAAAGAACGAUUAUUCUUAGAAGUAAUCCAACUAAUAUUUGAAUACCCAUGCACUAAAAAAAAAAAACAGCCCAGGAAAAUGCAAUGUUUAUUGCAUUGAACUUUCUUUGGUUUGAUCUCACAAGAGAGCACUGGAUCUUAUAAAUGAUCACACACCAUGGCCUUAAAUAUACAUUUUCUGAUAAUCGAAAGGUUUUUUUUUUUAACGAUCCCUAAUGAUGAUAUAGAACAACUGUUAACUGACACUUACAGGAAGUUAAUAAUGUAUGAUGCAGAUGUUACAAUACGUAGAUGCCUGAUACUUCCCAUAACCGUGUGUGAAAACACUUCCUGAUUCAGCUUCAACUCUGAAGUUUAUAAUUAUUUUUGAGUCUGCAUGAUUGCAUGGUUACUGGAAAGACUUACUUAUGCGUCUGACUCAUCGCUCAGGAUGCAGGACCUGAGAUCACGAAUACAGAAACACCUGUAAGAAAAAAAACAAGUCUGUACUUGUGGAACCUAAUUUCUAGUGGUGCUUUAAAGUUUGUGACACCAUUAGAAUUGUUUUUAGAAUUCUGCUUAAAUAUGAUCUAAAACAUCAUCAGAUUUUAACACAGGUCCUAAAAGUAGAUCAAAAGAACCCAGUUAAACAAAUGAGACAAAAAUAUUAUACUUGGUCAUUUAUUUAUUGAGGAAAAUGUUCCAUCAUUACAUAUCUGUGAGUGGCAAAAAUAUGUGAACCUUUGCUUUUAGUAUCUGGUGUGACCCCCUUGUGCAGCAAUAACUGUAACUAAAUGUCUCCGGUAACUAUUGAUCAGUCCUGCACAUCGGCCUGGAGGAAUUUUAGCCCGUUCCUCAGUACAGAACAGCUUUAUCUCUGGGAUUUUGUUGGGUUUCCUCACAUGAACUGAUUGCAUCAGGUUCUUCCGCAACAUCUCUAUUGGAUUGAGGUCAGGACUUUGACUUGGCCAUUCCAAAACAUUAACUUUAUUCUUUUUUAACCAUUAAUUGGUAGAAUGACUUGUGUGCUUCGGAUCGUUGUCUUGUUACAUAAGCCACUUUCUCUUGAGAUUCAAUUCAUGGACAGAUAUCCUGAUAUUUUCCUGUAGAAUUCGCUGGUAUAAUUCAGAAUUCAUUGUUUCAUCAAUGAUGGCAAGCCGUCCUGGCCCAGAUGCAACAAAACAGACCCAAGCCAAGAUACUACCACCACAGAUGUGGUGUUUUACAGAUGUGAUAAGGUUCUUAUGCUGGAAUGCAGUGUUUUCCUUUCUCCAAACAUAACGCUUCUCAUUUACACCAAAAAUUAUAUUUUGGUCUCAUCCGUCCACAAAAUAUUUUUCCAACAGCCUUCUGGCUUGUCCAUGUGAUCUUUAGCAAACUGCAGACAGACAGUGAUUUUCUUUUUGGAGAGCGCAGUGGCUUUCUCCUUGCAACCCUGCCAUGCACACCAUUGUUGUUCAGUGUUCUCCUGAUGGUGGACUCAUGAACAUUACAAUUAGCCAAUGUGAGCGAGACCUUUAGUUGCUUAGAAGUUACCCUGGGUUCCUUUGUGACCUCGUGGACUAUUACAGGGUCCUGCUCUUGGAGUGAUCUUUGUUGGUCCCCACUCAUGAUGAAGGGAACAAUGAUCUUGAAUUUCCUCCAUUUGUACACAAUCUGUCUGACUGUGGAUUGGUGGAGUAUAAACUCUUUAGACAUGGUUUUGUAACCUGUUCCGGCCUCGAUGAACAACAACUCUUUUUCUGAGCUCCUCAGAAAUCUCCCUUGUUCGUGCCAUGAUACACUUCCAUAAACAUGUGUCGUGAAGAUCAGACUUUGAUAGAUCCCUGUUCUUUAAAUAAAACACAGUGUUCACUCACACCUGAUUGUCAUCCCAUUGAUUAAAAUCACCUGACUCUAAUCUCACCUUCAAAUUAUCUGUUAAUUCUAGAGGUUCACAUACUUUUGCCACUCACAGCUGUGUAAUAUUGGAUCAUUUUCCCCAAUAAAUAAAUGACCGAGUAUAUUUUUUUAAAUCAUUUGUUUAAUUGUGUUCUCUUUACCUACGUGUAAGACUUCUGUGAACAUCUGAUGAUGUUUUAGGUCAUAUUUGUGCAGAAAUGUAGAAAAUUCAUAAACUUUCAAGCACCAAUGUAUAUCACCAUAGCUUCAUCUGUCUAAUGUCUUGGUACAUCUUUAUUUAUUUAAGAAAAAUGUAAUCAACUAACUUUGCCAGAUAUAAACGAUAAUCUAAAAGCACAUUCAAGACUCAUUAUAUAAGGGAUUGUCACUAUAUAAGGGAUUGGACUGUAAAAUAAUUUCCAAAUAAUUUGUAUAUCUAGUUUUCUACAACACACACAGUUUGCCCAAUAUUUUCAAUUUAUAUUUAUAUUAAGAACAAGUUAUGGAUAAGAAAAGGACAGUCAUUGUGGAAAUAUAGAUUAAUACAUUUUCCACUUAUAU